Molecule: messenger RNA, 1377 nt
Organism: Neolamprologus brichardi
Lineage: Eukaryota; Metazoa; Chordata; Actinopteri; Cichliformes; Cichlidae
Source: RefSeq, a predicted model, not a curated record
UUCCUGCUGGAAAACAUGUCUGACAGCAUACAAACAAAAAGGAGAAGAAAAGAUCCACAAACUAUUCUCUGUGACAUGUGUAUAGAGGACAGGAAACCAGCAAAGAAGACGUGCAUGAAGUGUGAGAUCUCCAUGUGUGUCCAGCACCUCCAGGCCCACCUGACCACACCUGUGUUACUGCAGACUCAUCCUCUGACUGAACCCAUGGAUUUAUGUGGGAACACCAAAUGUUCUCAGGUGUACCCUGCCUCUUGCCCUAAGACAGCUAGUAAAGGCCUCAGCACCCCCAACGACCCUGAAAAGGACAACCCUCUGGGUCCUGGCAUGUCGCUGUCCACUGACAACAGGAAGGUUUUCCACAGUCAGUGGAUGAAAUUUUGUUCUUCCAACUUGUUCCUCAUUAAGGGUACAGUUCUUGUUUCUGACUUUAAGGGAUGGGUCAUCGGUAUUUCCAAAGACUGUGACUGGACCAUCGGUUUAUGUGAUGACACUUAUGCAGCCAGUAUGACGGGUGGAUAUAUCUAUGGCCUACGCUGCCAAGGUAACCAGCUCUUCUCUCUCACAACAGAGUAUAGUUUGGUUAUGAUUCAAAGUGAACAUUCAUUCUUUGGGAUGCAGAAAAUUGAAACGCCCCAACAGCAUUAUAAGGUUUCCCAACAAGUGAUCAACACUCCAGGUGGAAAUGUGGAACCACAGAUGACCAGACCACAAAUAGUGGAAGUUGUGUGGAGCUUUCCAGACUCAUUAUCAUUCUUCAGCAGGAUCGGGCAGCACCAGAGAAUAAACUUACUCACAGUAACAAUCAGCUCUACCAGCUCAGACCUCAAGCCUUUUGUUUGUCUCCAGGGUUUAGAAAAGGAAGCGACAAAUGAGUUCUCCUUUAGUUCAAGUUUAACGACAUCUCAAUUUGGAGGAUUUCCACAACAAUAUCAGAAUCAGUCGAAAUGCUCAUGUAGGAAGAUUAAGGUUAAGUCUGGUCAUGGAUUCAAUUAUGGAGCAGCAUUAGGCUCCAACUCUUCCCAGUCAAUCUGCUCUUGUGGAAAGAUUAUUGGUUCCCCACCAAUGACAGCGGUACUUUGUGAACUUCUGUAAAUAACACCCAUGCUGUUGUCCAAAACCCACAUUCUGGAUCAUCGUUCUGGCUACUCCCACCAGUCUGUUUGUUCCUGUGGAAAAGCUCUUAGGGAUGACAGAGAUGGUUUGUAAACUUUGCUAACUGUAGAUCUAUUCAUUAUUUUAUUUUUCCUUUCAGCAGCUGAAUGUAAGUGUAACUGACUGAUAAAUUCAGUAUGAUGCUUUUUUGUGAUGAAAUUGUUACAUUUUAACUUUGACCGAACAAAAUUCAAAUGAAAUAUGAAAUGUAUAUUUUCUUGCAUG